GCAGCCAGGUGAGCGCGCGCGCACGGGCGCUCAGAACGUGUCGCUGGCGGCUGUGUGUCCACCCGGAUCACUCUGGGUCAUGGAGCCGCGUGCGGGGGACACCACGGACCCUAGGGGGAGCAGAGGAGGCCGCCGCGCUCCCAAGCGGGCCAGCCCCAGCGCUCGGCAGCUCCUGUCGCGGCUGGACGCGCGCCCCCUGGCGGCCCGAGCUGCGGCCGACGUGGCGGCGCUGGUUCGCAGGGCGGGCGCCACAUUGCGCCUGCGCCCCAAGGACGCCACUAACGAGCUGGAUUCUGCGGACAUAGAGGUCACGGACAGUCGCUUGCCUAAUCCCACUUUCAUGGAACAACGGCCUCAGCAUCGUCGGUCAGAGACCUUGGGUACACGCACGGCGCCAUCCCAAGUGAUUCAGUUUAAGGCUUCGAAGCCGCCUCAGGCCUCUGGUCCGUUCUGUGUGGAGCUGGUUCGUGGUUCUGCAGGCUUUGGCCUCACACUAAGUGGAGGCCGAGACGCAGGCACAGACACUCCACUUGCAAUACGCGGGCUGCUGAAGGACGGGCCAGCACAGUGCUGUGGUCGUUUGCAGCCCGGUGACCUUGUGCUCCAUGUGAAUGGACAGUCAACCCAGGGCCUCACCCAUGCCCAGGUUGUGGAGCGAAUUCGCACAGGUGGGUCCCGGCUCCACCUCGUGCUGAGCAGACCUCUUGAUACGCACCACAGCAAGCCUGAGAUGGGGGAAAGACCUCGGAAAGGAGACGAUUGCAGUCCAGAUCCUGGGGGACCAGAGGUGAUGAGAUCUCCUAGGGCCAGCGCCUCCCCACUUCUGCAGCCUCAAUCCUGUACAACACCCAAGACCUGGGGCAGCUCAGAGCCUAGCCCAGAGGGGGCAGCUGACAGCCACACUGUUCCUCCUCCUGAGCUCCGCCAGGGGGACACAGACCACCAAUCCCUGGGUUCCCCAGGACCCUGGCUGGUGCCUAGCCAGGAACGGCUCUCGCAGGCCCUAGGUGUCCCAGGGGCCACACAGCUUGCUCUGGAGAUGGCAGCUGGAAGGCGGAGGCACUAAGCAUCAUCUAACAUCUGAUGGCUGCAUGCUCACUUGGUACUGCCUCACUUGAAUCAGGCUUGCUCUGUCAGCCAUGCAUUAGCACUGCAAGCAGAACCACCACUUGGCCUUGUCCCCCCUCCUGCUGCACAGUUGACCAGCCCAUACUCCCCUCAUGGUGUCAGUGGCACAGCCCUUCCAGACCCGCCAGCCUGGCAUUUCGGGGUGGGGAGGUAAUAAAUCUGCCGAUCUGUCUUGACUUGCCAGGUGCUCUAGGCUGGGUGGGGCUCCCAAGUCCACCUGGUAAAGGAGGGGGAGGGUCAAUCCUGUUUUGAAGAGGGCCUCUUCUUGCAACCACUGAUAAAUGCUGCUUCUUUCAUGCUUCUAGAGGGGCUUUUGCUUCUGCCGGUCCUCAGCCUGGCAUGCUUUCUCCCCACUGUUUCUCUUCGAGAACUCUUGCUUCUCUACCCAGUCAUUAAUUUCACUUCUUUUUGGAGGUGUGCAGGGCUCACAGAUAAUUAUUGAGCAUGUGUGUGGAAUGCAGAGGGGGGCCUGUUAUGGUGAGAGAACAACAGUUAUACCCACAGCCUUGGUCCUGAAUCACCUAGACCCUUGGCAGUGGCUGGAUAGCAAAGCUAGAAACUGGGUGGCUUCCUUCUUCAGGAGCCUGUGGUCUCUUACUUCCGGUCUGACACCCUCAGGGCAAGGGCUGGGGCCCUGGGGCCCCUUUGGGGUGGAGCCAGGUAGGUGUGACUCAGCGGGCUGAGCUAAAAACAGCUGUUAGAACCUUUAGGCUUCUCCCCCCUCUUCCAUAGAUGGUGACAAACUGCAGCCGUACUUGUGUGCACAAGCCACAUGCUGGGCGUUCCCGGUCCUGGGAGAGGCCAGAGUUUCCUCCAUCCUGGGAACAGAGCCCUAAAGCCCAGGCUUAUAUGGCCAGGAGGACUCCAAUCUGGGUAGCUCCCAAACCGGUGCUGUCUGAGGCCAGAAAUAUGCAGUCACCUUCACUGUCACCACAUCCUGAACAUUUGGCCUCAUCUCCCCAACAAGGGAAGCUGUGGUCAAUGGGCAGUUUUCACUCCUAUGGGGAGGGGCCAGGAGUGGGGAGAGAAAUUAAAGGACCAGAGUGUGAGUGAGCAUCCAGGGCAGCCCUCGAGAGGAGAGAAGGACUGCAAAGCCAGGCUGGGAGUUGGGUUAUAAAGAGGUGAGCCACCUCAGCAUGGCUCAGUUGGUUGGGCAUCAUCCUACAAACCAAGGGGUGGCUGGUUCAAUUCCUGGCCAGGGCACAUGCCUGGUUUGCUGACCCCUGUUGGGGUGGGUGUGAGAGAAGCAACUGAUCGAUGUUUCUCUCCCUCUCCUUCUCCCUCCCUUCCCCUAUCUCUAAAAAUAAAUAAAUAACAUCUUUAAAAAAGAGGUGAAGAAGUGGACCCUGACUCAGAGCUUGGUAGAGGUAUGGUUCCACAGAAGUAAGGAAAGGACUGCUGAGCCCCAGUUCAGGAGACUAACAAUAGUAACCCCAGCCACCAUUUACUUGGCCUUAUCCCUGCUACUGGCUUCACUUGCACUAUUUCCAUCUAGUUACACAUCUAUUAACUAAUCUUAAUAUGUCCAUUUCACAGAGGAGGCAAGUGAGGCACAACAAGUAUAUGUAGCUGGGUGGGGGUGUUGAAGCAAGAUUUAAUCAAGGCCUGAUUCCUAAGCCUUAAUCUCACCUUCAUUUGAGAAGUAUGAAUCAACUCCAACUGUUUACCUUGCACUGUGAUAGGCACUAGGGCAAUGCUGGGGGAAAAACAUAAAUAUUUCUAUCCUUGUGUAGUUGAUGUACUGGGGGUAAGAUAUGUCAGAAGAGAUAGGAAAAUUACUAAUAUCAUAAGGAAGUGAGCCCUGGCUGGUGUGACUCAGUGGAUUGAGCACUGGCCUCUGAUCCAAAGGGUUGCUGCUUUGAUUCCCAGUCUAGGGCACAUGCCUGGUUUGUGGGCCAGGUC
Molecule: messenger RNA, 3030 nt
Organism: Phyllostomus hastatus (greater spear-nosed bat)
Lineage: Eukaryota; Metazoa; Chordata; Mammalia; Chiroptera; Phyllostomidae
Gene: MAGIX
Product: MAGI family member, X-linked
Exons: 6
Coding region: 80-1066 (328 amino acids)
Molecular function (GO): protein binding
Source: RefSeq, a predicted model, not a curated record